CUUCGAUUUCAAGCAAGCAAAGCAUCUCAAACAAUGAACUUGUCGUAGAAUUGAAGUGUAUGUUGAAGACGAUUGAAGACGAUUGAAGACUAUAAAACAAAUUUGCUCUUCAAAAAUAAGAAUUUAACUAGUGUUUAAAUAAUUUCUCGCCAAAAUGUCUGAAAGUAGUAAUUUACUAUUCGUCAGAGGAAAUGGAGAUGAUGAAGCUGAAACCACUUGGGAUGAUACAGCCUUGAUAAAAGCAUAUGACAAAGCUGUCAACGUGGUUAAGGAGGAAGUAGCUAAACGCAUUGCUAAAGAUCCUCAAGGUCGGCAGUUAAAACAGAAGUCUCAAAAUUCUAAGCAUCUAAAUCAAGCAAAGAAGCCUUUCAAAAAAUGGACUGUCGGUGCACCAUGUCGUGCAGCAUAUUCAGCAGAUGGAGAAAUUUAUGAAGCUAUUAUAAUAAAGGUUUAUGAAAAUUCUGGCAUAUGCACAGUGAAAUUUAUUGGAUAUGACAAUAUCGAGAAAGUAGAAUUAGAUUCUCUUCUUGAAUCUAAUGGGUUGGAGAGUCAGGUCGCCCAACAGAAGGAUGCACUUGCAGAGAAGGUCAAUGAACAGACUUGCGAUUCAGACGCGUCCAAUUAUUCCCAAAAUCACAAACAGAUGAAUGGCGAAAAAAUGGAUUGCGAUACGGAAGAUCCCACAUUGUUUAAAAGUACUUUCAUGCCAGGGCUGUCUUUCGAUAUGUCAAUUAAUGGAAUACCACCCCCGCCGCCUUUGCCGCCACAAUUAAUGGCCAAAUUACCUGAGAACGAUACAGAUGCAUUGUCUAGUAUGUUAAUGUCUUGGUAUAUAAGUGGGUUUCACACAGGUUACUAUCAUGGUAUGAAGCAAGCGAAACUGAAUUGGGCGAGGACAAAGAACUGUUAAUAGUUAGACACGGCGUUUAUUUUUCAACGGAACUUAACGCGAAUUACAUAUUAUGCAUUGUAUUAUUACAUAUUAUAUAUAAAUAUAUAUAUAUAUAUAUAUAUAUAUAUAUAUAUAUAUA
Molecule: messenger RNA, 1031 nt
Organism: Odontomachus brunneus
Lineage: Eukaryota; Metazoa; Arthropoda; Insecta; Hymenoptera; Formicidae
Gene: Smn
Product: survival motor neuron protein
Exons: 6
Coding region: 155-910 (251 amino acids)
Biological process (GO): mRNA processing
Cellular component (GO): nucleus; cytoplasm
Molecular function (GO): RNA binding
Source: RefSeq, a predicted model, not a curated record